This is a messenger RNA of Ruditapes philippinarum (Manila clam), 1165 nucleotides long. RefSeq names its product glutathione peroxidase-like. Gene Ontology annotation, biological process: response to oxidative stress. The transcript has 4 exons. Gene Ontology annotation, molecular function: glutathione peroxidase activity. Lineage: Eukaryota; Metazoa; Mollusca; Bivalvia; Venerida; Veneridae. The record is from RefSeq and is a predicted model, not a curated record.
CCAACACUAUCAUAAGGGAAUACCAUUUCACCAGCAAUGGGUAUACCUAAAGGGCAGCUUGUGGCUGCCUCCCUUUUGGGCUUUCUGGCCUUGGCCAGUGCCAAGAGGGUUACAUGUGACAGUAUAGCUCCACAGUUAAAGACUGUGUACGACUAUAAGGCUAUGAAUAUUUACGAGAAUGAAACAAUUGAGUUUACUAGGUACAGAGGCAGUGUGCUUGCUAUCAUAAACGUAGCAACAUACUGAGGAUUGAACCGCCCACAUUACGUGGGUAUGAACGCACUUACUACGGAGUUCUCGAGCAUGCCUUUCCAGGUGCUCGGAUUCCCUUGUAACAACUUCAAUUUGCAAGAGCCGGCCGACAACUACACUGAACUCCUAAAUGGAAUCAAGUAUGUGAGGCCAGGUGGGGGAUUUGUUCCUAACUUCCAAAUGUUUAAGAAAAUAGAUGUCAAUGGGAAGAACGAGCUUCCAUUAUAUACAUACCUUAAGUCUAUGUGUGGACCAACCAGUGAAACAUUUGAGGAUACCUCAAUGCUUUACUAUGACCCUAAAACAGUGAGUGAUGUCCGCUGGAACUUCGAGGUGUUCCUAAUUAGCAAGACUGGCCGGCCAUUAUACCGGUACAGUCCCGACACUCCAGUCUCAGAUAUAGAGACCGACAUUAAAGUUCUUCUAAGACAAAGUGUUGAAAGACCAAUCGUAGAAAGUAAUGAAAUUCCAACUGAAACAGAAUAUGUAGCAGAGCCUGAAAAUAACCAGGAAGAGACUGAAGAAGACAACGGUGAAUACAAACUACCUAAUGACAUCACAGUCUAGACAGCUAUUGAUCAAAUUAUGACUGUUUUUUUAUUAUAUUGACAAACUUGAAUUAUUUUUUGUAUAAUAUAUUACGGGUAUGCUAAUAAAAUGAUAUUUUUCUUGAAACACCUGCCUUCCUAAUAGAUUUCCAUGAACCAGUGUAUGAAGAGCUUGUCAUAAACAACUUUGUUGUAGACAAACUCCGAUUUCGUUGAAACUAUGGCAACUUGUGCGUUCGUUGUCAUAGAGAUAAACGAAUCUGGUAACAUGUAAAUACAUAAUAUGAAGGCAUGUGUUUCAACUUAGAAUGUUAUUUUGAAGAAAAAUAAUAAUGGAAAAGGAAAUAAUAAAAGUAUAAAAGGUU